GCUGUGCCUGUGCCGCCCUGCUGGGCUCCGGACCUGACAUCUCUGUGCCCACUUCUGGCAGGAUGGCCCAAGCAGGGGCACCUGUCCGCUUCCACGCCGAGGAGGGCUGCAUUGCCUCUCCCCCGCCCUUUGCCCACAGGGUGAACCGGAGGUCCUGGCUGGCGGGGGGAAGCCCCGAGGCGGGGCGGUGCAGCCCCUCGCCCUGCCUCAGCCCCAACCUCAACGCCGGCCGCCUCCACCUGCUGCGCAAGGGCCUGGCGCCCGAUGCCCGCCGCUGCCCCCUCGGCCUCUACAACAGCACCGGCUCCUUGGCCCGCAGGCCGGCUGAGGCAGCGCCCUUUGGCAGCGGGAGCUGCCCGGGCGCGGGGCGACUGACCGCCCCCUGCACCCCACGGUGGGGCCGGCCCGGCCCAGCUAUCGCCUCUCUGGGCAGCUGCGGUCCGCCAGCCUCAGAGGGACACAGCUCUGUGGUCACCUUCCGCUUCAUUGAGAAGGCCAGCGUGCGGACACUGGGUUGCCCGACAGCCCCCCAUCUCCGCUGGGAGAAUGGCCCCUACAGCCUCAGCCGCAGUCUGGAGCUCGGUGGGGACGUAGGAUCCUCCCAGCCCCAGCCCCUGCCUCAGGAGCGGCUCCUGCACACGCUGAAGCUGGAGGCCUCCGCGUCUGACCCGCUCCUGGCCGGGGGCAGGACCCCAGGGGGGACUUGUCCCUGUGGGAAGGAGCUCUGUGGCCUCAACACCAGCUGCCUCUGCCGAUCCCUAUCCAAUGGGCUGCCAGAGGAGUUCCCCACCUUAGCCAGGAGUGCCCUGAAGCCAGAGCCCCGACAUCAGGGCAGCACCUGGCUGUAUCCCCGGCAGAGCUCUGCCCAUGCCCAGCGCAUUGCCAAGGCCAAGUGGGAAUUCUUCUAUGGCUCCUCAGAUACUCCAAAGACAGGCUCCUCUGCCCCCGACUCCGCUCCUCUGGCUGAACUCCCCCAGAAGUCUGUCUCCCCACUGCCAGCCAAGCCACCGGCGUUGCUACCUGAGCACAGCCUGAGCCAUGUGGAGGUGGAGAUAGAAGUGUCUCCUUUGGGUGGCCAGAAGUCUGGCUCCUGUGAAACUGGGAUUAUAAGGAGGACAGUGAAGUACUCUGAGACAGACCUGGACACUGUGCCACUGAGGUGCUAUCGUGAGACCAACAUCGAUGAUAUCCUGGCCGAGAAGGAGGAGGUGGAUUCAGCAAUUGAGAGCCAGAAGGACAGUGAGAGCAACCCAAGUUUUGUGGGCACGCCAGGCAGGAGGAACAGCACACCAGAGGAGCCACCUGGCCCAGGCACCAGCUGCUCCAAGGAUGGGCUGCAGGACAGGGAUGUGGACGAGGAUGAUGAGGUGUUUGAGGCAAUGAGGAAGGAAAACAGGGAAAGGAUCAUGGACCGAGACACACAGGGUAUGCUCAAGUCUCCAGUGCCCUUUCUUCUAGGGCAUAGUCUCUCCAAGGAUGGCAUGGACUCUUUCAGCAAGCAUUUUGAGAACAUCAUGGAGUCCCAUCGAGCCAAAGGCACAUCUUACACCAGCCUGGACUCCAUUGACAUCCUUCCUUCCCCAGCCCGUACCCAUGGGACCUUUUUCACUUUUGACCUCCCAAACCUCACCCCCGAAAUACAGGGAAAAAUCCGAGACAGCGCCAAGGUGAUUGAGGAGAACUUUGCUCCUCUGGCUCACUUAGAGCCGGACUCUGGGACGAGUUCAGCCACAGAUGCCCCCUGGACAGAGAGGGAGGAGGAACAGGGGAGACGAAGGAAGGGCACUCGACACAGUCCUUGCCACUCAGAAGACAGCUUUGGCACUCCCUUGGCCUCCAACACAAGCGACCGCCCCCAGAGCCAGCUGGUUUUGGACUCAGAGUCGGAGAUGGACAGUGUGGAGCAGCUGGCCCUGGGAAGCACGGACACCCUUUCCAAUGGACACAAGGCUGACCUGGAGGCUGCCAAACGCCUGGCCAAGAGACUCUACAACCUGGAUGGCUUUAAAAAAGCAGAUGUGGCUCGCCACUUGGGGAAGAACAACGAGUUCAGCAGGAUGGUGGCAGGGGAAUAUCUGAAGUUCUUCGUGUUCACAGGGAUGAGUCUGGAUCAGGCUCUCAGGUCCUUUCUAAAAGAGCUGGCCUUGAUGGGAGAGACGCAAGAGCGAGAGCGAGUGCUGGCUCAUUUUUCCCAGCGCUACUAUGAGUGUAAUCCCAAUGCAAUCUCUUCAGAAGAUGGAGCCCACACCCUCACGUGCGCCCUGAUGCUGCUAAACACAGAUCUGCAUGGACAUAACAUUGGGAAGAGAAUGUCCUGCUCCGACUUCAUUGGCAACUUGGAGGGACUCAAUGGAGGUACUGACUUCCCCAAGGAGCUGCUCAAGGCACUGUAUGGCUCCAUCAAGAACGAGAAGCUGCAGUGGGCCAUAGAUGAGGAGGAGCUGAGAAAGUCCCUCUCGGAGCUGGCAGAUCCCAACCCAAAGUCCAUCAAGCGCAUCAGCAGCUGCAGUAACCCCUUUCUGGACUUCUCCCAGGACUCCAGCAUUGCCACUUACAAGCACGGGCUGUUAGUCCGCAAGAUCCACGCUGAUCCCGACUGCAAGAAAACACCCCGAGGGAAGCGCGGCUGGAAGCCUUUCCACGCCAUCCUGAAGGGAAUGAUUCUCUACCUGCAGAAGGAGGAGUAUAAGCCAGGGAAGGCACUGGCAGAAGAAGAACUGAAGAAUGCUAUUAGCAUCCACCAUUCGCUUGCCACGCGGGCAUCUGACUACAGCAAGCGACCCAAUGUCUUCUACCUCAGGACAGCUGACUGGAGGGUCUUCCUUUUCCAAGCACAGAACCCUGAACAGAUGCACUCGUGGAUCACACGCAUCAACGUGGUGGCGGCCAUGUUCUCUGCUCCCCCCUUCCCCGCAGCCAUCGGCUCCCAGAAGAAGUUCAGCCGCCCGCUGCUGCCCAGCUCCUGCACCAGGCUGUCUCAGGAGGAGCAGGUGAAGAACCACGAGACCAAGUUCAAGACAAUGUCAGCGGAGCUGCUGGAGCAUCGUUCCUCACUGCCUGAGAAGAAGGUGAAAGGCAAGGAGUAUGAGGAGCUAAAGCAAAAAGAAGAGUACCUGGAAUUUGAGAAAUCGCGCUAUGGCACCUAUGCCAUGCUGCUGCGGGCCAAGCUGAAGGCUGGCUCCGAGGACCUGGCAGCAUUUGAGUCCACCCUCUUUGACACAGCGGGUGGGGAGGACGAUGGCCUGAAAAAGUCCCGCUCCAGCCCCUCACUCAACGCAGAGCCCUCCAGCACGACCACCAAGGUGAAGCGCAACGUCUCAGAGCGCGCUGGCCGCCAGCCCGCAGGCCACCCCCAGAAGCCGUAAGUGUGGGGCCUCAGCUGCCUGCACUGCAGCUCUGUUCCCGCUCCCCCGGCACAGGGGUUGAGGCCGCGUGCCUGCCGAGACCCUGCAUGUGUCCGUCUGUCUGCGGCACAAGCUGGAGCGGGUGACAGCCCUACUCAGCCGCCAGCACCAGCCAUGCAGGGCCGUGGCCCCUCCACUGGAGACAGUGGCAGAGCAGGACAGUCCCCAGUCCUCGCCUGCAGGAGCUGCCUGACCCCGUGAGACUUGUUCCUGCCCCUCCUUGUCCUGCACUUGGCUGCAGGACCUGCUCUUGCUGCCCUGGGGAGAGGGAGCAACUGAAACCUAUCCGCUGGGCUCAAUUCUUCAAUGGC
Hirundo rustica (Barn swallow) is the source of this 3715-nucleotide messenger RNA. RefSeq names its product pleckstrin and Sec7 domain containing (gene PSD). The record is from RefSeq and is a predicted model, not a curated record. Gene Ontology annotation, biological process: regulation of ARF protein signal transduction. Gene Ontology annotation, molecular function: guanyl-nucleotide exchange factor activity; phospholipid binding; protein binding. Lineage: Eukaryota; Metazoa; Chordata; Aves; Passeriformes; Hirundinidae. The transcript is spliced from 16 exons. The coding region runs from base 63 to 3365 and encodes 1100 amino acids.